Cyprinodon variegatus (sheepshead minnow) is the source of this 1338-nucleotide messenger RNA. RefSeq names its product switch-associated protein 70-like. The record is from RefSeq and is a predicted model, not a curated record. Gene Ontology annotation, molecular function: calcium ion binding. The transcript has 8 exons. Lineage: Eukaryota; Metazoa; Chordata; Actinopteri; Cyprinodontiformes; Cyprinodontidae. The coding region runs from base 109 to 1338 and encodes 409 amino acids. Gene Ontology annotation, cellular component: nucleus; cytoplasm.
UGUCCAGAGGAGACAGCGCCAGCAGGAGAGGAGUCGGUGACAGAGAGGACAGGAGUAAGAAGUUGAUCAAUAAAUAAAAAUAAAUAAAUAAAGUGUCCUUUGGGGAUCAUGACGCUGCGGGACGAACUUCUAAAGUCCAUAUGGCACGCCUUUACUGCUCUGGAUGUGGACAAAAGCGGGAAAGUCUCCAAAUCUCAACUGAAAGUGCUUUCUCAUAACUUAUGUACAGUGCUGGGAAUCCCCCACGACCCGGUGGCGCUGGAAGAACACUUUAAGGAUGACGACGAGGGUCCUGUUUCCAAUCAGGGAUACAUGCCGUACCUCAACAAGUUUAUCCUGGAUAAGGCGAGGGAUAACUUUGACCGUCAGGAGUUCAAUAAAAUGUGCUGGACGUUGUGCUCAAGGAAGAACCUGGAUCAAAAACAGCUGUUUAUCUCCAACGACGACGCCUUCAAGAUAUGGUGCAUAUUCAACUUCCUGUCAGAGGACAGAUACCCACUGACUAUCGUCACCGAGGAGAUAGAGUACUUCUUGCGUAAGCUGACCGAGGCGAUGGGAGGAAGCUGGGUGGAGGAGCGUUUCGAGGACUUGAAGCUGCAGCUGAACUCAAAGCAGCAGUGCCUGAGUGUGUGGGAGUUGAUCCCCCUGGUGGGCUCAGGUCACUUCAGCAAGGGCAUGGACCAAACCACGCUGUCCAUGGGCAUCAGCGAGGUCUACCAGGAGCUCAUCCUGGAUGUGCUCAAACAGGGUUAUAUGAUGAAGAAAGGUCACAAAAGGAAGAACUGGACCGAGCGCUGGUUUGUGCUUAAGCCCAGCUGUAUUUCAUAUUAUGUUGGUGAGGACCUCACAGAGAAGAAAGGGGACAUCCUGUUGGACGGAAGCUGCACCGUGGAGUCUUUACAAGACAAAGAGGGAAAGAAGUGCCUCUUCCUCAUCAAGUCGUCUCAAAAAAGCUUUGAAAUCAGCGCAUCAGACAAGAAGAAGAAGCAGGAAUGGAUCCAGGCCAUUCAGACAUGUGUGAACCUGCUGCGUCAGGGCCGGCCUGCGCCGCACCACGAAGCCCGCCAGAAACGGCGAGAUCUGCGGCUCAGGCAGCAGGCCGAGCAGGAGGAGCUGGAGUUGAGAAUGAAGGAGCUGCAGACGGCAAACGAGGCCAAACAACUUGAACUGGAGAACAUGAGGAAGGCUCUGGAGGAAGCGGCAGCAAAAGCAGCCGAGGAAGAGAAAAGGCGCCUCUUGACCCACACUGAACUCCAGGACCGCUACAGGGUGGAGCUUGAGAGAGAAAAGAUGGUACGUUAUUCAGCUCUGCCUCCCGGCACCAAAUCAGCUGCAUAA